Messenger RNA from Parnassius mnemosyne (clouded apollo), 480 nucleotides. The record is from the annotation of a GenBank genome assembly. NCBI's taxonomy places the organism in Eukaryota, Metazoa, Arthropoda, Insecta, Lepidoptera, Papilionidae.
UUGAGCCGCUGCAAACAACCGAAACAAUGUCCACUCACGACGGCGACUGACGCCGAAUUGAGUGUGAGUGAAUAUUUGAAAAUUUUGUCAACUUUAUAUAACUUUGUACUUUCAGGUUACAGCGUAGAUGAGAUUUGGCUAGAUGAGAGAAAUGUAGAUUAUAUCAGUGAUGAUUACUUGGGAACGUCCAUUAGUAUCCCAAAAUUCGUGCUUGAUACUUUAAUAACAUGCCAAAUCAAAUUUCCUAAUGGUGCCAUGUACGAGGCGUACCCCAACAAUAAAAUUCCAUACAAUAAUAUUUUCUUCAUGAAGGCAGUUGAACCUUUUUUGGCAUGCGCUGUUGGUUUCAGAGGUGUUGGUGUUGAGUCCAGUGGUACCUAUGAAUUACUAUCUUACGUAAAGCAUGUAAAAGAUAAUAGCACCUCACUGACACGACAAAGAUUUAACUUAAAAGUCGCCCUCCCGGAUUUAACAAAGUAG